Symbiodinium natans is the source of this 561-nucleotide messenger RNA. The record is from the annotation of a GenBank genome assembly. NCBI's taxonomy places the organism in Eukaryota, Dinophyceae, Suessiales, Symbiodiniaceae.
AUGUGCGGAAUCCUUGCGCUAUUUGGAGUUCAGGAUGCGGGUCCUCUGAGGAAACAGGUGGUCGAGGCCGCAAAGCUCCUGCGGCACAGAGGACCUGACUGGAGUGGCGUCUACUGCGAGGGGUCUGCGAUCAUCGCCCACGAGCGCCUGGCCAUUGUCGAUCCCGACAGCGGAGAUCAGCCCCUCUACAACGAGGCAAGAGACAUCGUUCUGGGCGUCAACGGCGAGAUCUACAACUACGAAGACCUCCAGAAGAACUUGGAGGCCCGUGCCCCUGGCAAGCAUCGCUUCCUCACAAAGAGCGACUGCGAGGUCCUGCUCCACCUCUACGCCGAGGAUGGACUUGACUUCAUGAGCAAGAGCGAGGUGUGCGGCAUGUACGCUUUCGCGAUCUGGGACAAGAAGAACCACUCGUAUGUUGUCGCGCGUGACCCUGUCGGAAUCAUCCCUUUGUACAUUGGCUGGGGAGCAGAUGGCUCUGUGCAAGUGGCGAGCGAGCUCAAGGCCCUUCACAAGGCCCUGCCGCUGAUUCCCUUAUGCUGUUGCUGUACAAUGGAUUGA